UAUAUUUCUUAUCGGAAAAAAAAUUUGGUACACAAUACUAAUCAUCGUAUCCCCAGCACAAAUUUGGCACGAUCCCAAGCCGAUCUGGUACUGCGCUGUCUUCACACUAUAGUUCUAUAUUGAAUCCAAAACCUAAUUAUAAUAUGGUAAUUCGCCUUCCGAUGAUGUAAUGUUGCACUUUUUGAUGUCCUCCCUUUCUCCCUGGAUCAGAUUUUCACUGACUCUUGGAUGGCUUCAAUCUCGCCAAGUAUCUUGCUUUCGGACACCAUGAAGCUGGAACGAGAUGACACUGCAUUGAUACGGGGGUUGAGGUGGAUGAUUCUUUCUCUUAUAAAAUCAGAUUUCACAUUCCUGCAUAUCAACGAAUCCUUAGCGUGACAAAAACUAUUUGUAAGUUUAUUUUGCUAACCAUUGUAUCAACCCACUUGUUCUAGUGCUCACCAUUUCUUACUCGCCAUUAUUAUUUUGCCUUCUUUUCAUCUACAACAAAGGUUCAACAACAAUGUUCAAACCUUUACCUCCUAGAACCAUCCCGAAGAUGAACUGGUCUAUAGGAGGCGCAUCGGUAGUGCAAUUUCUCCUACUUGCUUGCGCCUUCUGCAUGGCCAUAACUCCAUCUGUCCUGAAGAUGUAUGAAACAAGCCAUUGGUUUCGGGAGUAUGGCAAUCCAUCCGUUUACGACAAAGCCAAGGAUUGGUUCGGAAACCCGAGCUUGCCCUUUCAAAAAGAAAUUGAAGAUUCGAAAGUGCUGAUGCGAAUCUAUUUCUUCGUUCUCCCAUACAUUGCCAUGAUUGCCUGUCUUGUCCUUGCUCACUUGCUAGCAAAACGAAUGCAGAAUUCAACUCAUUCCUUGACCCGCGGUGUCUUCCGUUGUCGGACUUUCCUACGUCUCGUUCCAUUGCCUAGGUUCAUGGUUUGCUGUGGCGCACCAGAGAGGGUCUCUGCCGGUGAACUCCUGGGCAUUGUUGUCUUUUUGAUCCUCAACCUCGGUACCGUCGGAGUCCGACUUCGGCGAUCGCUUCCCCGUGGUACCCGCAAGAAUUUAUAUUUGGUUGGCGAAGGCGAUGCGGGAAAGGAACCCAUCCCAAUCCUAUCCUGGCCGGCAGUUGAAGUAUUGGGGAAAACACUAGGUGUCAUUUCUAUUAUCAAUCUCGGGUGGUACCUCCUCAUGCCUAUUGGGCGCAAGUCUGUCUUCCUCGAAGCGCUUGGUUUUUCUUGGGACCGGGCCAUCAAAUACCACCGAUGGGUUGGUUUCUAUACCAUUGCAAUAAUGUUUGCUCAUGGAUUUCUUUACUUUGUGGUUCUAAUCUAUGGAGACGGUCAUCCGAUCUAUGAUCCCCAUGGAGAUAUGAUUGAGCAUAAUUUACUUGCGUGGGGAUGUAGCUCUAGUGAAGAUGAGAGCGAAAGUGAGGAUGAAGCAACCGGAUGUGAUGAAGACCAGAAACAAUUGCUCCGAAUGAACACGUAUGGCAUCAUCGCCUUGGUUUUGAUUCUAAUCAUUGCCAUUUUUUCUUUGCCGUACUUUCGGCGCUACCAUUUCGAAUGGUUUUUUUAUAUUCACCACCUCUUCGUGCUGGUUCUCUUUUUUGUGUGUCUACACUACCCCGGAGCUGUAAUUUAUUUGAUACCAGGCGUUGCUAUGUACAUGAUCGACAAGUUAAUGGGAAUGCUUGCCUACAAGAACUAUGCCCUUGCUAAGGUAGAAAUGGUCAGCCCAGACGUCCUUGAGGUGUCCUUCGAGAUUAAAGAUAUCGAUUCCAUUCGGUACGAGGCCGGGCAGUAUGUCUUUGUCAACGUUCCGUUUAUUUCUCAUCUUCAGUGGCACCCCUAUUCGCUUACGUCUAGCCCCAAGGUUGACCCCGGGAAGAUCUUCUUUCACAUCAAGGAGUCUGGAGCAUCUCCCGACAGCUGGACUCGGCAGGUGAUUGCAGCUGCGCGUGCUGCGAAUGGAAAUGGUCUCCCGAUGCGGAUCGAUGGUUUCUAUGGUGACUACAGCAUAGAGAUGCUCAGUCAAAAGAAGGCUAUCGCAUUGGUCGGUGGUGGAAUUGGAGUGACACCCAUGAUUAGCUUGGGAAUGGACUUGGUUGCUACCAAUCCCACACUCCCCGUGACCAUUUUGUGGGUGUGUCGUACAUUACAAGAAUUCGAAAUAUUUGCCACUAAGCUAGCGAAGGCCAUGAACAAGUUCCCAAACCUUUCGGUGAAGGUCUGGAUUACCAUGAGCCACCCCGAAUCCAAGAUUAGAAGGAAAUCAUUCAUCCAAGAAUUGGCUACCGAUGAAGAGAAAUGUGAGAUGAUAAUUGAUCUCCUUUCUCAAACCAUAACCGAGGAAAAUGAUGAUGCAAGUUUAGAGGAUGGCGAAUCUUAUGAUACAGCAACAUUAAACAAUUUUCUUUUUACAAAGUCACGACCACGUUCCGCGCCUCUUGGCAACGCUACAGCAAUGCUUGUAGCAGUUGUGUUUGCCUUGGUAGGAUACAACACCGCGACCAAGGUUUCUCGAAAUCAGGAAAUCCAGACUGAAAAUAUUUCGACACUUGUCGAUAUAGCCUUUGUCACGGGGAUGGUUUCAACCUCUUUUAUUAUUGCUUGGGCAGUACAUGUGAUAUUGGCAUUAUGGAAUCAUAGGAACAAACAACGCAUAACACCAGCGACUCAUCAAACCACUUCGAUCCAAAACAAUACCGAUGAACCCUUGUCUUUCGUCGGUGGAUGUCGCGGAAUGGAACUCAUUGUCACCAUGCUCAAAGGGCGCAUUGGAUGCCGGCCCGACUUUGAAGCUGAAUUGGGCAAUCUUUCACGUUUUCACUGUCCCCACGUUAACUCUUUUGAGGAUGAAUUUGAGAAAGCAGCAACUAGAACUUCAACCUCCACUCGAUUGGGCGUCUUAGCUUGCGGACCAAAGGCUAUGACUGAUGCAAUCAACGAAGCCGUUCAAAAUACCGGCCCCUGGUGGACCUUUUUCAACGCUGGGCGGCUUCGCAAUGCAAAGGAGAAAAGCCACGAUGUCGCUGCCACAUUCGAGUUCAUCGAAGAAGAUUGGGAAUGGUAGUGAUAUUGUAUCGCAUCUUAUCUCUUCCUCUCUACCAUACAUGAAUUUGAUCACUUUUAGUUUGAAAUAUCGUUAUAUGUUGCUCCGUAAAAGUGUUACGGCUUCAUUUCAGAAAUCCAAUAUUAGCACAGCUCAUGGAAUCUAUGUCUUUAGAAACCAUGAUUGGAAUUUAGUGAUUCCACUCACAUUGCAUGUAAAUGCCCAUAAAGCUUCUUGCUAUUAAUUUCCAAGAGAAAGACUAUCCAUAUCGCUAUUACUGUUCCCAUAUUACGGUUACAUGAUGUGCCUUGCCCUCUAAUGUUUCAGUAGGCAGAUCGAAUCCUAGCAAUCCACUGUGCUCAUCAUGUUGGAAAUCGAGCUGUUUGGAGGUCAAUCCACUACGAAUUAGUAAGUAAGAUGGACGUGGCUGGCAAAACGAUACAAAAUGUCCCGGCCCACGAGUUGUUAUAUCCGCGUGCAAUUGUUUGCGCUGGGCAAAUGCAUUUCCAUUUCCUUCCUGGCAUGAAUCGGAUUCGAUAAGACGUCCUGCAUUCAAUAUAGCUCCGCCGGAAUUGAGCAUUUUCCCUAAUCCAAUGGGUGCCCAUUGUACGUUGAAGUCUUCGUUGAGUUGAAUUGGCUGCACGGUGUGUACCUCCCAUUCCCUGUGUUGAAGUACUGUUUCGAUCGUUGAAUCACCGGUCGGCAGAAUUACCAUUGAUUGGGUCCGAUGCGACCAGACUGCAAAUGGGCCUACAAUCUGGCGAAGAAUAUCGACAUCGUGAGGCUUAACGAUUGCUGUGACAGCGGGUGGUGAGGCGUCCAAGACUUCAUUUUCGUUGUUUUCAAAGUUCCACGAUACGCCUUGAACGUUGAAUGUUCCGAUGACCCCCCCAGAGCCUAUGUUCAAACUUUGUUUAGUCGAUAUUGAAGUUUGUUGUGAUCGAUUGACAUUCCAUAUUUUGAGAGCGCUAAUUCCGUCUCGUCCAACAUCGGCAAAGAUGCAGUCCCUUGUGGGUCGGCCAGGUUGCUGUGCUCGCAGAACACUCCCAUCCGGAAGGACUAGUUUCUUUAGUAGCGGGAUAUCAUGCUUUCCCGGGGCAUCCGAUACAUACACCGCACAGCCUCCAAUAGCUCGAGCCGCCGCGUGAAGUUCUGCCGAUUCGUGUUUCGAGUGAAACAUGUCCCAGUCCGGCAAGCAGAUUUCGCCCAGAAACAAGCUGUUAUAUGCCACAUUCACGAGGUGCACAGAAUGGGAUUCUGGCCUAGCCGGAUAGAAAUCGUCCGAGGCCCGUGCGACAGACGUUUUCGCGUAGCGGUAUAGGUUCUCGGUGGAGUGGCACAUGCAGUUGAUGCACUCGGUGGCUUCAGAAGAAGUGGUCGAUGGAAAUCUCAUAGCGACCGACUCCUCCAUGGCCUGCGUAUAAAUUUUUGCAAGAGGUGGGCAAUCGUCGAAGUUGUCGCCACGCAUUCCAGCAGCAGUGAUGCCCGAUUGGACGUCAACCUUCACACCAUCAACACCCGCCGCAACGAGUGGUUCGUGCAAAUGCUUGUAAAAUUUUGAAAGGUCUCUCUUCUUGGCGAUCAGUCCUACUCCAAACAGCGAUGGUGGGUCGAACGCCAUUUCUGGCUCAAUGCGCAGGAGAUGAUCACUGGGCCUCGUCUUAACCUGUGUAACGUCGAUGCCAAUCGACUCUCCCAAUUCCGAUGACACCCCUCUCCAAUAACCGUGGAUCGAAUGC
Pseudo-nitzschia multistriata is the source of this 4770-nucleotide messenger RNA. NCBI's taxonomy places the organism in Eukaryota, Bacillariophyta, Bacillariophyceae, Bacillariales, Bacillariaceae. The record is from the annotation of a GenBank genome assembly.